Molecule: messenger RNA, 534 nt
Organism: Cricetulus griseus (Chinese hamster)
Lineage: Eukaryota; Metazoa; Chordata; Mammalia; Rodentia; Cricetidae
Source: RefSeq, a predicted model, not a curated record
AUGAUGAGGGUCCUCAUCCUCUUGUUCAUGCUGGAUCUGCUCAGCAUCUCCAGUGUGAUGAAUAAGAGUAUCAGAAAGAAGGUUAAUGGGAAUUGGAGAACUGUUUACUUAGCUUCCAGUGUUGUGGAGAAGAUAAGUGAAGGUGCACCCUUGAGGACCUACUUCCGUCACAUUGAAUGUAUGAAGAAAUGCAAGAAAAUCUUCCUCUAUUUUUAUGUCAAGAAAGGGAACAACUGCCGACUGUAUGAAAUCACAGGAAAGAAAAAGCAAGAAUUUUAUCAGGCAGAUUAUGAAGGGAAAACAACAUUCAUAGUAAAGAAGGUGACUGAGAAGAUACUGCUGUUUCAUUAUUUUAACAAGGACAUUCGGGGCAAAGUCACACGUGUGGCUGGAGUUUUGGCAAAGACCAAACUUCUGACUAAGGAUGAGAUGAAACAGUACAUGGACUUCGUGGAGGAAAUUGGUAUUGAAGAUGAGAAUGUGCAACGCAUCCUGGACACAGACACCUGUCCAAGCAACAUUAACAUUAGGUGA